[Torrubiella] hemipterigena is the source of this 1302-nucleotide messenger RNA. The record is from the annotation of a GenBank genome assembly. NCBI's taxonomy places the organism in Eukaryota, Fungi, Ascomycota, Sordariomycetes, Hypocreales, Clavicipitaceae.
CCCACAUCCACUGCUGCUGCACCCGCCGCCGCCCUGACCUCCUCCUCCUCCCAAAACUCCACCUUUUCGAUCUUGCAUCCUCCAACAUACCACAUCACCUCUCCUGCAGCCUUGUUCAGCAUCGUCCUUGUCACGGACCAACGCUCUGAGGCAGCUGCACGGAGCGCAUAUUUCCCUCGUUUCUCUUCUCUACUACACCAUCCGCCAUUGUCUCCCCUCUCCAACACGUUUCCCAACCUCGGCAUCGGUCUGAAUCCACUACGUCACUCGUCCGCAGCCUCACCACACACGUCUUCGUCUCCGCGCCGAGCUGCGUGCCCAUUCCACGCUCGACUGUUGCAAAACACACAUACAUAGAAACGACUGCCGGCCGAACACAUACACAACGUCUGCUUCGCACAAUCGCCACGCCCUCCGCCCAUCAUGUCGGCGUGGUACUCCAACAUCGUCACCAAGACGACCUCGCAAAUCUCGUCUCUGCGAUCAACGCUUCUCUCCGGCGAGGCCGACGGCGAUACGGAAGAUGACACCCACGUCUGCCGCGUCCUGCGAAACUACUACACCGACAAAGGUCGCCCCCGGCCCAACUGGCUGCCCCCCGACCCCAAGGCCGCCAACCAGGCCCCUCAACCCCUCUACGCCCAGGCCCAGCCCGGCUCGCGAUACGGCGGCUUCAACCAACAAUCUUCUGGUAGUUCCGCUGGUGGUGGAGGUCUCAGCAGUCUCUGGGAUAACGGGCCCGCGCAACAGCAACAAGCACCGCCGCAACCACAGAGUCUAAGAGCCGGCCGCGGGCCUCCUGCUGGCAGCCAAGCGACGCCUGAUAGUCUGCGGCCCGGUGCCGCCCAGCGAUCAGGCAGCUACACUAGUGUGCAUAGCGCCUCAGGAGGUGGUUCUUCAGCGCAGGAUCGCUUGAAGCAGCGACUGUAUGGUGGACGAUCGGCCAGUCCGGCGCAAAACAGUGCCCCGCCUCCUACGAAUGGAGGCCAGUAUAGCAGUGGCGGAGGUGGUGGUAGCCAAUCGCAAUGGGGGAACGGGUCUGAUCCAUAUGGCGGAACUGGUGCUAGAAACACCGGUGCUAGAGGAGGACAGCCUGGAGGCGGUGGCUACUCGAACGGCCAGCAAAGACAAGGUCUGCCCAGCGGCCCUCGAGGUUACAGAUAGAUACAUCGCUGUCUGGUAGCAGACAUUCGGGCGAAUGCUCGUGCACUAUUACAAUGCAAGAGAAACAAACGUUAUAUAGCCUUAAGUAUAUCCUAGUCACACGGCAGAUCUUAUCAGCCUGACAAAUUGCAUGAUUAC